CGGACUUGGGGGCGGACUUGGCGGCGGACUUGGGGGAGGACUUGGCGGCGGGGAAGGAGGCGGCGAUGGAGGCGGAGAAGGAGGAGGAGAAGGAGGAGGAGGUGAGGGAGGAGGAGGAGAAGGAGGAGGAGAAGGAGGAGGAGAAGGAGGAGGAGAAGGAGGAGGAGAAGGAGGAGGAGAAGGAGGAGGAGAAGGAGGCGGCGAUGGUGGGGGACUUGGGGGAGGCGAUGGUGGGGGACUUGGCGGAGGCGAUGGAGGGGGCGAUGGAGGAGGUGACGGUGGAGGUGAUGGAGGAGGCGAUGGGGGAGGCGGCGGCGAAGGGGGAGGAGGCGAUGGGGGAGGACUCGGUGGCGGUGAGGGAGGCGGUGAAGGAGGAGGGGAGGGAGGGGGAGAGGGAGGAGGUGAAGGUGGAGGAGAAGGGGGAGGAGAAGGAGGAGGAGGAGGCGGAGUAG
Molecule: messenger RNA, 452 nt
Organism: Bathycoccus prasinos
Lineage: Eukaryota; Viridiplantae; Chlorophyta; Mamiellophyceae; Mamiellales; Bathycoccaceae
Exons: 1
Source: RefSeq, a predicted model, not a curated record